GACCAGGCUUGAAUUACCCCUACAGCUACAUUUGGUACCAUCCACUCACAGCAGUUGUUGAAAGGUUUAGAGUUUAGACAGCUAAGCGUAAGCUCUGUUGAAGUUGGCUGGCUGGACAAUGGACCCGAAACAAUGCCAUCCCGUCAGUCUGAUGUCAACAUGCGGCAGUUGCAUCUAAACACUGCAUCUCUCGGAACCCUAGAACCCCCAACAAGCACGAUCCAGAUGCGACUCGACCCUGGAUUUGCAGCACACAAGCAACGCCAUGACCACGAUUCACCAUCCUCUCUCCAGCCUUGGCCCCCUCCACCCGGCUCAAGCACCCACCAUCACCCCCGCAGCCCCCGUUGCUGAGCGCAUCCGCAUCACCGUCCACGAUCCGCACGACCACGAGGCCCCCGCCAUCCUGCACCGACCACGCAGUUACAAUGCCCGCGAAGUCCGCGGUGCAGCCGUGAUCCUCAUCAGUGGAGCAGGAGGCGGAGUGAGCGGUCCUUCUGGAUUCUACCCUUCCCUGGCCGACAAACUCACCCUCCACCUUUCCAUCCCCGUGGUACGCCUCGACUACCGCGAGCCAGCCAGAACCCGCUACUGCACCGCCGAUGUCGUCGCCGCAAUGAACUAUCUCAUCCAGCAGUAUCAAUCCACCCGCUUCGUCCUGGUGGGAUGGUCCUUCGGCGGCAGUCCGUGCUUCACCGUCGCCGCACGGGAACCCGAGCGCGUCGUGGGCGUGGCGACGGUUGCGUCGCAGACGGCCAUGACCUCGGGGAUCUCGAAGCUCAGUCCCCGGCCGCUAUUGCUGCUGCAUGGGACCGGAGAUACCGUGCUGUCGGUCAGGUGUUCGGCGGCGCUGUACGGGCAGUAUGGUUCCGAGGGAGGUAGUCGGGAGCUGAAGACGUUUCCUGGGGAUGAUCAUGGAUUGAGUCAGAAUGCGGAGGACGCAGAGCGGUUCAUCCUAAUGUUUGCGGGGAGGACGUUGGGGUUUCACGAUCAGUUGAGGGGGGUUGGUGGUGGAGAUGGAGGACUGGAGAGAAGCUGGGCUGGGGGGUGGAAGGAGAGGUUGCAUUCAAUGCAGGAAGGGAGAGAUCUGGAGAACGGGGAGGCUGUAAACUAUUAGAGCCUGGUCUGAACUUGUACACAAACUGUUGAUAGAUGACGUAGAUAAGUGGGAGU
Aspergillus uvarum CBS 121591 is the source of this 1173-nucleotide messenger RNA. RefSeq lists its product as uncharacterized. The transcript has 2 exons. Bases 266 to 1117 code for a protein of 283 amino acids. The record is from RefSeq and is a predicted model, not a curated record. NCBI's taxonomy places the organism in Eukaryota, Fungi, Ascomycota, Eurotiomycetes, Eurotiales, Aspergillaceae.